UGCCCAGCCCGGGGCUGUCAUCCAGCACGCUGCAUGGACUGAAAAUGGUCUAUGGCGAAGGACUGUCGAGCCGAAGUGAAGAUCCCCGAAUCACUCAAGUUUCACCCAGUAAUGGUUCAUGGGAUGAAGAUAUUGUAUCUAACUAUACCCACAUAGGAACUCUUCCAUGGUGCGACAGCUGGCGCGAACCACAGCAUAUUCUCUUCCAGUUGGCAAACGCGUUCUUUGUCAUAUCAUAUGCUGCACCAAACAACUCCCAGGGCAUUCUUUUCAUGCACGCAUCGCUCAUUAUAGGAUUCAUGCUAUUCUCAUUUUGGGCUUGGAAUAUUAUAUGUGCUCCAGAUGUGUUUUCGUGGAAUUUUACUUUUAUGUUCCUCAACAUGGGACAAUUGGUUUACAUAAUUUACCAAAUGAGACCAGUAAAAUUUGAUCCAGAACUGGAGGAAGCCUACCAGACCCUUUUUUAUCCUUUUAAGGUUUCCCGCCUCCAGUUCAAGAGGAUGGUGAGCCCUGAGUUUGCACAGAUUAUGUCUCUUCAUGCCGGGGAGGCCUAUGCCAUGCAGGAUGUAACAAGUACUGACCGCUUAGGGCUGCUUCUGUCUGGAAAAGUAAAUGUGAUGUCUGACCAUCAGUUUUUGCACCCAAUCAUUCCAUGUGAGUUUUUAGAUUCACCAGAAUUUGAAUCGAGUCGAGCUACUACUGAAGAUAAAUUCAAGGUCUCUAUAAUAGCGGCAACUUCUUGUCGCUAUCUGUCAUGGCAGCGAUCUUCUUUGGAAUAUAUGUUUGUGAAAGAGACAUACAUAGCAACAGUUCUUACAACACUUAUUGCCAGAGACAUCACAAUUAAAUUGUACGCAAUGAACAAAAAGAUAAUCACAGAGAACGGAUCUCACCUGGAUAUCCGUCUGCCGAGCAUCACAUCGUCUCUCGCGACGGCACCGGGUGACCACAAGAGCACGCCACGCGCCUUGCGCCAAAGCAUGGUGGUGCCCGACCCCUCUUCUCCGGACUCAGAUUGGUGAUUGCAGUGAAGUCGGGUGUGUGGCUUUAAAAAUGUACAGUGUUCGGAAUCAUUGGCAGUCAUUACAUCUUUACCAACAGAAGUUCAAGCUAAAUAAUGUUGUGUAAAAAUAAGAUCUCUAUAAAAUUGGAACAACCUUGCUAUGUAGUAGGCCUAUAUGAUUCAAUGUCAAAAACUGUAAUAAUUGUACUAUUUAAUUGUAAAUAUUUUCUA
Bacillus rossius redtenbacheri is the source of this 1234-nucleotide messenger RNA. RefSeq names its product popeye domain-containing protein 3-like. Gene Ontology annotation, biological process: striated muscle cell differentiation; heart development; regulation of membrane potential. Gene Ontology annotation, cellular component: sarcolemma. The transcript is spliced from 9 exons. Bases 45 to 1022 code for a protein of 325 amino acids. Lineage: Eukaryota; Metazoa; Arthropoda; Insecta; Phasmatodea; Bacillidae. The record is from RefSeq and is a predicted model, not a curated record. Gene Ontology annotation, molecular function: cAMP binding.